Messenger RNA from Cladocopium goreaui, 1059 nucleotides. NCBI's taxonomy places the organism in Eukaryota, Dinophyceae, Suessiales, Symbiodiniaceae. The record is from the annotation of a GenBank genome assembly.
AUGAAGAAAGAGAAAGCGAAGAAGGAGAUUUUCGGGACGAAGAAGGCGAAGAAGGAGAUUUUCGGGACGGAGAAGGCGAAGAAGGAGAUUUUCAGGACGAAGAAGGCGAAGAAAGAGAUUUCCGGGACGAAGAAGGCGAAGAAGGAGAUUUUCGGGACGAAGAAGGCGAAGAAGGCGAAGAAGGAGAUUUUCGGGACGAAGAAGGCGAAGAAGGACAUUUUCGGGACGAAGAAGGCGAAGAAGGAGAUUUUCAGGACGAAGAAGGCGAAGAAGGAGAUUUUCGGGACGAAGAAGGCGAAGAAGGAGAUUUUCGGGACGAAGAAGGCGAAGAAGGAGAUUUUCGGGACGAAGAAGGCGAAGAAGGAGAUUUUCGGGACGAAGAAGGCGAAGAAGGAGAUUUUCGGGACGAAGAAGGCGAAGAAGGAGAUUUUCGGGACGAAGAAGGCGAAGAAGGAGAUUUUCGGGACGAAGAAGGCGAAGAAGGAGAUUUUCGGGACGAAGAAGGCGAAGAAGGAGAUUUUCGGGACGAAGAAGGCGAAGAAGGAAAUUUUCGGGACGAAGAAGGCGAAGAAGGAGAUUUUCGGGACGAAGAAGGCAAAGAAGGAGAUUUUCUGGACGAAGAAGGCGAAGAAGGAGAUUUUCGGGAAGAAGAAGGCGAAGAAGGAGAUUUUUCAGGAUGAAGGAAGGCGAAGAAGGAGAUUUUCAGGACGCGAAGAAGGCGAAGAAGGGAUUUUCGAAGAAGGCGAAGAAAGAAAUUUUCGGGACGAAGAAGGCGAAGAAGGAGAUUUUCGGGACGAAGGCGAAGAAGGCGAAGAAGGAGAUUUUCGGGACGAAGAAGGCGAAGAAGGAGAUUUUCGGGACGAAGAAGGCGAAGAAGGAGAUUUUCGGGACGAAGAAGGCGAAGAAGGAGAUUUUCGGGACGAAGAAGGCGAAGAAGGAGAUUUUCGGGACGAAGAAGGCGAAGAAGGAGAUUUUCGGGACGAAGAAGGCGAAGAAGGCGAAGAAGGCGAAGAAGGAGAUUUUCGGGAUGAAGAAGGCGAAGAAGGAGAUUUUUGGUAA